Molecule: messenger RNA, 1185 nt
Organism: Pleurotus ostreatus (oyster mushroom)
Lineage: Eukaryota; Fungi; Basidiomycota; Agaricomycetes; Agaricales; Pleurotaceae
Exons: 3
Coding region: 1-1185 (394 amino acids)
Molecular function (GO): NADPH dehydrogenase activity; FMN binding
Source: RefSeq, a predicted model, not a curated record
AUGCCUACUUCAUCUCAAGCUGCAUAUUCACCAAAGCUUUUCCAACAGAUCAACGUUGCUCGAAUGACUCUGCACCACCGCGUUAUUCUCGCCCCUCUUACCCGUUUCCGCACUGACGCGGAACGUGCUCCUCUCCUUCCCAUGGUUUCUGAAUACUACGCCCAACGGGGGAGCACUCCUGGAGGGCACAAUCGCUUCCCCGGAAUAUGGUCUGCCGCCAAAAUUGCGGCUUGGAAGAAGAUCACUGAGGCCGUGCAUGCACGCGGGUCGUAUAUUUACCUCCAGAUCUGGGGCAUUGGGCGAACUGCAGACUCAGGAGCACCGAGCGGAGGGGGGUUAGACUCUCCGUCCGAUAUUCCCCCUAGCUAUCAAUAUACGCCACCAACACCACGAGCACUCACCAUUGGAGAAAUCAAGGAGAAUUUCCGGUUGUUUGCGAAGGCCGCGUCGAAUGCCGUCCAUCUUGCUGGAUUUGAUGGCGUAGAGAUUCAUAGCGCCAACGGCGUCCUUCUCGAUCGGUUUCUGCAAGACGUGACAAACGAACGAACGGAUGAGUAUGGGGGUGGCCCCGCAAACCGCGCGAGACUCGGCCUGGAGAUUUUGGGGGCCGUAGCUAAAGAGAUUGGAGCAGAUAGAAUGGGCAUCCGGAUCAGUCCAUGGGGCAGGUACCAGGGCAUGGGGAUGGCAGACCCCAAGCCGACCUACACGUACUUCGUCUCGCAGAUGAAGGAGCGGUGGCCAAACAUGGCAUAUCUGCAUGUUACUGAGCCACGGGUUGACUCUGGAGCAGAGCUAGGCCCCGACGGCGUGGAUGGAAAGGAGAGGGACGACGAGAGCAUUCCUGCUGAAGAGGAGAAUGAUUUCCUUCGCAGGAUUUGGUCACCCCGGCCGUUCAUCACGGCUGGCGGGUAUACCAGGGAGCUCGCGAUCAAGGCUGCUGAAAGAGGCGAUAUCGUUGCAGUUGGGCGACACUUCCUCGCCAACCCCGACCUACCGUUGCGGUGGAAGGAUGACUUGCCAUCAAACGCGUACGAUAGAUCGACAUUCUAUGUUAUGGGCGACGGUACAGGCAAGGGAUAUACCGAUUAUCCUUUUCUUGACGGGACGACGCCGACGCCGUGGCCCAUCACGACGUUAACGUCUCUCGGUAAAGUGGCCGAAGCACCUUCAGACUCCCCGUGCUAG